Molecule: messenger RNA, 5555 nt
Organism: Medioppia subpectinata
Lineage: Eukaryota; Metazoa; Arthropoda; Arachnida; Sarcoptiformes; Oppiidae
Source: the annotation of a GenBank genome assembly
AGAUAGCAUUGUUUGAAGUGAUGAAAGCGCUGGACAUCACACCCGACGGUAUAAUUGGCCACUCGUUUGGAGAGAUAGCCUGUGCUUACGCUGACGGGUGUCUCAACACAAGGGAAGCAAUGGUCGUCAUAUCAUUCCGAGGAACAUUUACAGAAGGUAACAAAACUCUACCCAAAGGGCUGAUGGCUGUCGUGGGGUUACCCAAGUUUGAGGCCCAGAAGUUGUGCCCAAACGGUGUUUACAUCGCCUGUAAUAACGCUAAGGAUAGUGUUGUUAUUUCCGGUCUGGAAAAGGAGAUGAAAGAAACAAUGAAAGUGUUGGCAGAGAAAAAUAUAUUUGUUCGCCAAUUAGAGAGCAGUAAUAUUGCCUAUCAUUCAAAAUACAUUCAAACCGCUGCCCAACCAAUGAUCGACGCCAUCAAUAAACAUAUACCGCAUCCGAAGCCGCGCUCCAAGAAAUGGUUGUCCACUUCACUCAUGAUCGCCGAUCCGACAGAGCAGGCCCUGCGGUACGCAUCGGGCGAGUACUUUGCCCACAAUUUGGUCAACCCUGUUCAGUUUCAUGACCAACUCAAACAACUCCCGGCCGAUGCCAUUGUCUUAGAGAUCGGUCCGCAUUCACUGUUUGCGAAACUAGUGACCGAAACACUCACUGAGACCUCUUAUGUGUCGCUCAUUAAAAAAGAUUCAAACAAUACUAAUAUGGACUUAUUUUUGUCCGGUUUGGCCACUCUAUACGAGUUGGGCGUUAAUCUGUCGCCGGAUAAGCUGUACCCGCGGUGUGAGUGGCCGGUGGCCAGGAAUACGCAGUCGAUUAACUCGUUGAUAAAAUGGGAUCACAGUUCAGUCAUUCCGCGCCGCAUAUAUCCGGAGCGAUGGUGUCGGGGAACCGCCGCUGACAUGAGGGUUGUUAUCAAUUGUAACACAAAAGAGGACGAGUUUUAUUUGGACCACUCCGUAGACGGCAACCCUAUAUUCCCCGCAACCGGCUAUUUAAUGCUGGCGUGGCGUAAACUGGCGGCCGAUUUGGGCAAACUAUGGCACAGCGUACCCGUCAUAUUUGAGAAUGUUCAAUUUAAAAGGGCCGUAUUUUUGACCAAGGACCAAAAUACUAUUCUUACAGUUAAAUAUUUUUCAUCAACAGGUGAGUUUGCAAUAUACGAGAACGAAAAUGCAUGCGUGUCGGGCAAAAUGCGUGCGCCGGGCGAUGACGUGCUAAUAGCACAGCAUCUGCUCUAUAAAAAUGAGUCCAAACUAUCGCAGAGCCAGUACUCGGUUAAGAGGCACGACAUAUACAAAGAGUUGAAAAUUAUGGGCUUAGACUACGGGCCGGCGUUUCAACGGCUCGACAAAGUGGGCACAAAUGAUUUCAACGAGUUUUACGGUGAGUGCGAAUGGGACGGACAGUUUGUCAGUUAUAUGGACGCGAUUCUACAUUCGCGCGCCCUAUCGGUGCCCUUUCGCAAAAUGCAGUUACCGGUGAUGAUUCGCAAGUUAGGGCUCGACCCGCGCCUUAUGUUUGACGCUAUCAAACGUCACCGGAGUCAGAAGGAGGUGACAACCGGUGGGGGCAACGGCGCCGACGACAACCUUCAAUUGAACUACAAAAUAGAUGGUGUGAUCGCCGGCAAAGUCUCCGACUGGACCGACGAACAGACCACCGUUUCGGCGAUUAUGGAGAGAGAAGAAAUCCGAUUCGCCGAACGUUUCGCCAAAUACUCGUCUCGAAUACCGUUUUAUUACAAUUUGGAUACAAAACAAUUGGUAUCGCCCGGCGUUGAACUCGAUGAGGUGGUCGUAUUACCCGUAUCCCGACGUACGGACAUUACUGGGUUGGUCUUGGAUUCGGCCGAGUUCUGCGCCAACGAUGAUAAUCACGCCAUCGAUGAGUGCCUAUCGAUCGCUGUGUCCAAUGAAUACGAUUUGAGUAAAGAUUUGGUGAAUCAGAUCCAAAGGAAUGAACAAAGGGCUACUGAAUGGCAAAUUAAAGAUGACAUACCAUUAAAACCCUCGCAUUUGGUUAUAAUGAGAGACUCACAAGACUUAUGGCAAAUGGAUUUGAAUAAAUUCACUCAAGACUUGUUUAACUCUAUAAACAACAAUGGAUUCCUAUUAUCGGUAUUUCGUUAUAAGUUUACGGAACCGGAGAUUGCGUUCAUGUCUUUGAAGGGAAACUCAAUUCCCAGUAAUAAUGAAUUAGAUUUAAGAAUCAGCAAGUUUGUGUCGAUUGCCACUAAAACUGGAUUUAAUUUAAUCGCAUCAAAAAGCGAUACAAUUGGUACUCAAUGCCUAAUGCUUAGAAAAAUCAUUCACAAACCUAUAGUCCCUGAAAAACACAAUGUUAUCAAAAUAACUGGUGAUUAUCAGCAAUGGUUUGAAGCGUUGCAGACAAAACUGAUCGCCGCUAAAGAGGCGGACAAUAAAACGGAUAACGUAUGGCUCGUGUCUCAGGACUCGUGUAUUAACGGAAUCAUUGGUUUAAUGAAUUGUUUGCGAUUAGAACCGGGAGGAGAGAUAUUCCGGUAUAUCUUCCAUAUGGACAUCAAUAGUGAGACGGAAAUUGACUUCAAUACUAAACCAUAUUCUGAUAUAUUGGCCAACGAUUUGGUUGCAAAUGUAUUCAAAGGGGGAAAACUGGGAACUUAUAGACACAUAAAACUUCCCAACGAUUUUGAUAAAUGUGUUUCAAAUGAUUAUUAUCUAAACUCCGGCACAACAAAAGACUUGGCGGGUAUUCAAUGGUAUGAUUCCCGAAAAUUACCCGAAAUUAAAAAAUAUUGGAAUUUUAAUAACAAAGAAAUUUCCAAAACACGGGUUGAAAUAUACUGUUCCGGCAUUUCAUUUCACGACGUUAUUGUCGCUUCAGGUCGCAUACCCGCCGGUCGCGAGCAGCUGUUCUCUGAUUGUGUGAUGGGCUUUGAAUACGUGGGCCGUCGCGUGGAUACCGGGGAACGUGUGAUGGGUAUAGAUAUGGGCCGUACUUUUGCCACUUCGCUGAACGCCAGCAUUCAUAGCAUGACUACAAUUCCCGAGCACUGGUCGAUGGCAGACGCCGCCACUAUAUUGAGCACAUAUAGCACUCUGUAUUAUUCGCUCAUCAAACGGGCUAAUCUUAAAAAAGGUGAAAGUAUAUUAAUACACUCAGCGGCGGGAGGUGUGGGUCAGGCGGCCAUCAAUAUGUGUAAGCAUUACGACUGCGAUAUCUAUACAACGGUUGGGACGGAAGAGAAGAAACAGUUUUUGAUUAAUGAAUAUAAUAUACCGGAGAAUAAGAUAUUCAACUCAAGAAAUAUUGUAUUCAAAAAUCAAAUGUUGAAACUAACGGCUGGAAAGGGAGUGAAUAUUGUGUUGAAUUCAUUGGCGGGCGAGAAGUUGGACGCGUCGUAUGAGUGUGUGGCCAAUAGCGGCCGCUUUGUGGAGAUCGGUCGGUACGAUAUGUUUCAAAACAAACAAUUGGGCAUGUUUGAUUUUUUGCGCAAUAUUCAAUUUAUCGGUAUUGUUAUGGAUAUUGUUAUUAUGGAUGAAAUGGAUUUCUUCCCGGAUUUCUACGAUUGGGUUCACAAUAACUGUAAGAAUGGUUGCGUUAAACCAAUUAAUUAUACACUGUUUGAGGCCAAGGAUGCGGACAAAGCGUUCCGUUAUAUGACAACCGGUAAACAUAUGGGAAAAAUUGUCAUUAAAAUGAGAGACGAAGAGAUGGAUAGGCGGCCAUUGAAAGCGAUAAAACCGGCCGUAAAUAUGAAGACAAUGAUUAAAACAUUCUUCGAUCCAAACAAAGUCUAUAUAAUAACCGGAGGUUUGGGUGGUUUUGGUCUGGAAUUGAUUCCAUGGAUGCAAUCAUUGGGCGCACGAAAAUUUGUGGUCACUUCCAGGUCUGGCCUUAAGACUGAUUAUCAGAAAUACGUUUUCAAUCGAUUCAAAAUGUUUUACCAAAAAUUAAAACUAUUUGAAUGUCAAUGGAUUGUCUCGACGGCCAAUGGGUUCACAAUUGAAGGCACAAUACAAUUGCUAAAUGAGGCGAAAAAGUUGGGACCCAUUGGAGGAGUAUUUCAUUUGGCGCUUGAAUUGAACGAUUGUUUGAUAGAAAAUUUAACGUUUGAAAAAUUCUGCUCAUCUAUUGAUACAAAACACAAGAUCUUCACAAAUCUGGAUCAACUGACGCGACAAUUGGACUAUACAUUGGAUUAUUUUGUCAUUUUCUCGUCCAUUCUUUGUGGUAAAGGAAACGGCGGUCAAUCAAACUAUGCUUUCGGAAAUUCCAUGUGUGAGCGUAUAUGUGAAGAGAGACGUAGGGAUGGUCUGCACGGACUCGCCAUACAAUACGGACCCAUCGGUGAUGUGGGAGUGCUUGAAGGGAAGGAUCAGUUGAUGGCAUUCAUAACAUUACGAAAGCAGAGAAUAAACUCGUGUUGUGAUGUUUUGGAUAAACUUUUAUCAAUCAAACAAGCGGUGGUCACAUCUCAUAUUAAAGUGGAUAUGAGUGCUAAAGAGUCGGGCAGUAAAAAGUCACGUAUGAUUGCAGAGUUGUGGCGCGCAUUGGGUAUCGACCCGGCGGUGACGCCAAACCACUUGACUCUCAGCGAGAUAGGGCUCGAGUCGAUGUUCGCCGUGGAGUUGCAGCAUGAUUUGGAGAGGGAGUGGAAUAUAAGGAUAUCGUCAAAUCAAAUCAAUCAUAUAACCAUCGGUAUGUUAAAGGACUACGAGGUGGGCAACUUUGGUUAUAUGAAAAAGCACAUGGACAGUUUGAAACUAGCCAGGAAGAAUUUGUUAAAACAAAAAUUCGUAAUUCCCACCGAAUCCCACACCCGUUUAAACGCUGUGACUAGCGGUCGACCCGUAUAUUUAAUGCCCACUAUUUUGUUAAAUUUCACCAUGUUUGAGCAGUUGGCACAAUCGCUUAAUCGGCCUGUAUUGGGGCUCAAUUGGACCCGUGAAAUGUCCAAAAUGACCACGAUCAAAGAGCUGAAUCAAUACUUUAUCAAACUGUUGAAACAACUCGAACCAAACGGCGGGUACGAUGUGGUCGGCUAUUUAGACGGUGCCAUCACUUGCAGCAAAUUGUUGCUCACCGGAAUGACAGACAAAGUGCUAAUAAUUGAUGUUUUGUCCGACGAGAGGUUCAACGAGGAUCAGCUCUCAGAAGAAGAUUUGUUGGUCUUUACUAUGCAUAUAUUGUUCAGCGAAAUGCCGGACAGUAUUAGGGAUAAGAUUGUACGCGAUUUGAAGAAGGAGUCCGACACUAAAGCCCGCAUACGAGUGGUCACCAAAGAGUUGGUCGAACUCGUAGGUAAAGGUCUGGUGGCGCCCGAUAUCGACGAGAUAUUUGCCAUUUUGUUGGCCAGACUUCGUAUGUUUUUGUCUUAUAGGGCGGAGAAGAGGGAAAAGUUCUCCAUUCGGCUCAAAAUGGCAAUUGGGAAAAAGUGGUCCAAACGUGUGGGCAAAUUGAUCAUGGUCAAACCUUUUGUAUUGGACAAUGUGGACGCUGUCGAUGAAUUGAUUGGCAAAUCACGCGACGCAUACUUAUUACCAGCCGUAAAGAUAAUUAAGGACUCGUAU